UUUUUUUUUUUUUUUUGCUGUAGGCCUCGAAAUAGAGGAAAAUCUACAGUGGAAGAUGAGGACAGCAUGGAUGGGCUGGAGACGACAGAAACAGAAAAUAUUGUGGAAACAGCAGAAAUCAAAGAACAACCCGUGGAAGAGGAUGCUGAAGCAGAAGUGGACAGCAGCAAACAGCCAGUCUCAGCUGUUCAGCGGCCUGUGUCUGAGGAAUCUGCAAACUCCCUGGUCUCUGUUGGUGUAGAAGCCAAGAUCAGUGAACAACUCUGCGCUUUUUGUUAUUGUGGGGAGAAAAGUUCCUUAGGACAAGGAGAUUUGAAACAAUUCAGAGUAACACCUGGACUUAUCUUACCUUGGAAAGAUCAACCUUGUAACAAGGACAUCCAUGACAACAGCAGUGUGACAUGUGAGAAAAUACAAUAUUCAGCUCCACAAAAGCAAAGAGGAAAACGAAAAGAACGAUCUACCCAGCAGAAGGCAGUUCCUUGUGUAAGUGUAAGCACCCAGACAUCUUCUGAGGAUCAGGCUGGCAAAUUAUGGGAUGAACUCAGUCUGGUUGGCCUUCCAGAUGCCAUUGAUGUCCAAGCCUUAUUUGAUUCCACAGGCACUUGCUGGGCUCAUCAUCGAUGUGUGGAGUGGUCACUGGGAAUAUGCCAAAUGGGAGAACCAUUGUCAGUGAAUGUGGACAAAGCUGUUGUCUCAGGGAGCACAGAACGAUGUGCAUUUUGCAAACACCUUGGAGCCACUAUCAAAUGCUGUGAAGAGAAGUGUACCCAGAUGUACCAUUACCCAUGUGCUGCAGGGGCAGGCACCUUUCAGGACUUCAGUCACUUCUUUCUUCUCUGUCCAGAACACAUUGACCAAGCUCCUGAAAGAUCAAAGGAAGAUGCAAACUGUGCAGUGUGUGACAGCCCGGGAGACCUCUUAGAUCAGUUCUUUUGCACUACUUGUGGUCAGCACUACCAUGGGAUGUGCCUGGAUAUAGCUGUUACACCAUUAAAACGUGCGGGUUGGCAGUGUCCUGAGUGCAAAGUGUGCCAGAACUGCAAGCAAUCGGGAGAAGAUAGCAAGAUGCUGGUGUGUGAUACAUGUGACAAAGGGUAUCAUACUUUUUGUCUUCAACCUGUUAUGAAAUCAGUACCAACCAAUGGCUGGAAAUGCAAAAAUUGCAGAAUAUGUAUUGAGUGUGGUACACGGUCUAGUGCUCAGUGGCAUCACAACUGUCUGAUAUGUGACACUUGUUAUCAGCAGCAGGAUAAUUUAUGUCCUUUUUGUGGAAAGUGCUACAAUCCAGAAUUUCAGAAAGACAUGCUCUACUGUAAUAUGUGUAAGAGAUGGGUUCACUUAGAAUGUGACAAACCAACAGAUCAUGAAUUGGAUUCUCAGAUCAAAGAAGACUAUAUCUGCAUGUAUUGUAAACACCUAGGAGCUGAGAUAGAUUCCUUACAUCCAGGAAAUGAACUAGAGAUGCCUGAAUUACCUACAGAUUAUUCCAGUGGAAUGGAAAUUGAAGAUGAAGUGCUAUUUUUGGAUCCAACAGCUAAUAAAGAUGUCAGUGAUCACCAGCCCACAACUGGAAUUGUUUCUGAUACAGUUCAAGUGUACACUGAAGAACCACAGAAAAGUAAUCCAUCAGAAAGCCUUGAGUCAGGUGGUCUCCUCACUUCUGAAUCAUCUGACAAUAAAAUGAAUCCUGAAUUGGCAAAUGAGGUCUAUCAUGAAAUUGAUAGUGAAAAAAUGGAAAUUCUUUGUAAAGGCAUGAAUGUUUGUGAGGAAGAUGAAAAUGAAGCCGGAAUGGAAGUGACAGAAAACAUUCAAGUCCUUCCACAUCAGACAAUUGUGCCGCAAGAAGAACUGCAGUUGUCAGAGGAACUGGAGCUGGUGUCUAAAGAAGAGCCGAGUCAUCCACAGUCAGCUGCUGAGUCUGCUGCACCAGAAGCCUUACUGUCCCCACCAAGUGAACGAUCCUUAUCGUGUAAUGAACCUGUGGUGAUAGAAAGAGAGCAAGAAGAAGUGGAGCAGAAGGAAAACUCUGAACUCCCCACUGGGUGUGUGGAUUUUGAAAUGACUCUUGCUGUUGACAGUUGUGUCAAAGAUAGUUCAUGCCAAGGAGACAAAUCUGUAAAGUUAAGAGCUGAGGGGGAGCCACCAUUCUCUUCAGCAUCUGACCUGAACAAGGCAGAUAUGUCUUCCUCCUCAACACUUUGUUUAGACUUGCCUUCAUGCGACAUGCUGCAUGGUUACCCUUCAACUCUCAACUCUGCUGCUGGAAACAUCAUGCCAACAACAUACAUCUCAGUCACUCCAAAAAUUGGCAUGGGUAAACCAGCUAUUACCAAAAGAAAAUUUUCGCCCGGAAGACCCCGGUCUAAACAGGGGGCUUGGAGUAACCAUAAUACAGUGAGCCCACCUUCCUGGUCCCCAGACAUUUCAGAAGGCCGGGAAAUUUUUAAACCCAGGCAGCUUUCUGGCAGUGCCAUUUGGAGCAUCAAAGUGGGCCGAGGGUCUGGAUUCCCAGGGAAGAGGAGACCUCGUGGUGCAGGGCUGUCAGGACGAGGUGGCAGAGGCAGGUCUAAAUUAAAGAGUGGCAUCGGAGCUGUUGUAUUACCUGGGGUGUCUGCUGCAGAUAUUUCAUCAAAUAAAGAUGAGGAAGAAAACUCUAUGCACAAUACAGUUGUAUUGUUUUCUAGUAGUGACAAGUUCACUUUGCAUCAGGAUAUGUGUGUAGUUUGUGGCAGUUUCGGCCAAGGAGCAGAGGGAAGAUUGCUUGCCUGUUCACAGUGUGGUCAGUGUUACCAUCCGUAUUGUGUCAGUAUUAAGAUCAGUAAAGUGGUUCUUAGCAAAGGUUGGAGAUGUCUUGAGUGCACAGUGUGUGAGGCCUGUGGGAAGGCGACUGACCCAGGAAGACUCUUGCUGUGUGAUGACUGUGACAUAAGCUAUCAUACCUACUGCCUAGACCCUCCAUUGCAGACAGUUCCCAAAGGAGGCUGGAAAUGCAAAUGGUGUGUUUGGUGUAGACACUGUGGCGCAACGUCAGCAGGUCUGAGAUGUGAGUGGCAAAACAAUUACACACAGUGUGCUCCUUGUGCCAGCUUGUCUUCCUGCCCCAUCUGCUGUCGGAACUACAGAGAAGAAGACCUCAUUCUACAGUGUAGACAAUGUGAUAGGUGGAUGCAUGCAGUUUGUCAAAACUUAAAUACUGAGGAGGAAGUGGAAAAUGUAGCGGACAUUGGUUUUGAUUGUAGUAUGUGCAGACCCUAUAUGCCUGCACCAAACGUGCCUUCCUCAGACUGCUGUGACUCUUCACUUGUGGCACAAACUGUUUCAAAAGUGAGAGAGCUAGAUCCACCUAAGACCUAUACCCAGGAUGGUGUAUGUUUGACUGAAUCAGGGAUGACUCAGUUACAGAGCCUCACAGUUACAGUUCCAAGAAGAAAACGGACAAAACCAAAAUUGAAAUUGAAGAUUAUAAAUCAGAAUAGUGUGGCUGUCCUUCAGACCCCUCCAGACAUCCAGUCAGAGCAUUCAAGAGAUGGUGAAAUGGAUGAUAGUCGAGAAGGAGAACUCAUGGAUUGUGAUGGAAAAUCGGAAUCUAGUCCUGAGCGGGAAGCUGUGGAUGACGAAACUAAGGGAGGGGAAGUGACGGAUGCCAUAAAAAAGAGGAAAAGGAAACCAUAUAGACCAGGUAUUGGUGGAUUUAUGGUACGACAAAGAAGUCGAACGGGACAAGGAAAAGCUAAAAGAUCUGUGAUCAGAAAAGAUUCUUCGGGCUCUAUAUCUGAACAGUUGCCCAGCAGAGAUGAUGGCUGGAGUGAGCAGUUACCAGAUACUCUAGUUGAUGAGUCCGUUUCUGUUGCUGAAAGCACUGAAAAAAUAAAGAAGAGAUACCGGAAAAGGAAAAAUAAGCUUGAAGAAACCUUUCCUGCUUAUUUACAAGAAGCAUUUUUCGGAAAAGAUCUUCUAGAUACCAGCAGACAAAACAAGCUGAGCUUAGAUCACUUGUCAGAAGAUGCAGCUCGGCUUUCAUAUAAAACAGGGUUCUUGGAUCCUUCAUCAGAUCCGCUACUGAGUUCAUCUUCUGCUUCAGCAAAAACUGGAACUCAGGGUACUGCUGAUGAUCCAUUAGCUGAUAUUUCUGAAGUCUUAAACACAGAUGAUGACAUUCUUGGAAUAAUCUCAGAUGAUCUUGCAAAAUCAGUUGAUCAUUCAGGUCUUGAUUUAUGCACUUUCCAGGUUGGGAGCUCACCCUUUCCCUUUGAUAUUGGUCCCAUUGGUGAUGUGUCCUCUUUGCCUCAGCCAAGUGUCAGUCAGAGUUCACGACCGUUAACUGAAGAACAGCUAGAUGGGAUCCUCAGCCCUGAGCUAGACAAAAUGGUCACAGAUGGAGCAAUUCUUGGAAAGUUAUAUAAAAUUCCAGAGCUUGGAGGAAAGGAUGUUGAAGACUUGUUCACUGCUGUACUUAGUCCUGCUACAACUCAGCCAACUCCAUUACCGCAAACUCCUCAUCCACCACAGCUAUUGCCAAUGCACAAUCAGGAUGUUUUUUCCCGGAUGCCACUCAUGAAUGGCCUUAUUGGACCCAGUCCUCAUCUUCCACAUAAUUCUUUGCCUCCUGGAAGUGGAUUGGGGACUUUCCCUGCUAUAGCACAAUCCCCUUAUACUGACGUCAGGGAUAAAAGUCCAGCAUUUAAUGCAAUUGCAAGUGACCCUAACAGCUCCUGGGCACCAACAGCUCCCUCUGUGGAAGGAGAAAAUGAUACCAUGUCCAAUGCCCAGAGGAGCACACUCAAGUGGGAGAAGGAGGAGGCUCUCGGUGGGAUGGCCACAGUAGCGCCAGUUCUCUACACAAACAUUAACUUCCCUAACUUAAAGGAAGAGUUCCCAGACUGGACCACUCGAGUGAAACAAAUUGCCAAGUUGUGGAGAAAAGCCAGCUCUCAGGAAAGAGCACCAUAUGUGCAAAAAGCCAGAGAUAACAGAGCUGCUUUACGAAUUAAUAAAGUUCAGAUGUCCAACGAUUCUAUGAAAAGGCAACAUCAGCAAGACAGCAUCGAUCCCAGCUCCCGCAUUGAUUCCGAUCUUUUUAAAGACCCUUUAAAGCAGAGAGAAUCGGAGCAUGAACAAGAAUGGAAAUUUAGACAGCAAAUGCGUCAGAAAAGUAAGCAACAAGCUAAAAUUGAAGCCACACAGAAGCUGGAACAGGUGAAGAAUGAGCAACAACAACAACAACAACAGCAGCAGCAACAACAACAACAACAGCAGCAGCAGCAGCAGCAGCAACAACAGCAGCAGCAGCAGCAGCAGCAGCUUGGCUCGCAGCACCUUCUAGUACCUUCUGGUUCAGAUACUCCGAGCAGUGGAGCACAGAGUCCCUUGACUCCUCAGCCUGGCAAUGGAAAUGCGUCUCCAGCACAGACCUUCCAUAAAGACCUGUUCUCCAGACACCUACCCAGCGCCCCUGCUUCCACACCUUCAGAUGAUGUUUUUGUCAAGCCACAGCCUCCCCCACCUCCUCCAACCCCAUCACGAACACCCGUUCAGGAAAGUCUUUCUCAGUCCCAGACUUCUCAGCCAGCUUCCCCACAGAUGUUCUCACCUGGAUCGUCUCAUUCCAGACCACCAUCUCCAGUGGAUCCUUAUGCAAAAAUGGUUGGUACUCCUAGACCACUUCCUGGGGGCCACAGUUUUCCCAGAAGAAGUUCUGUUACACCUGUAGAAAACUGUGUGCCUCUAUCUUCAGUACCUAGGUCCAUUCAGAUUAAUGAAACAGCCACUAGGCCAUCCCCAGCCAGAGAUUUGUGUGCUUCCACCAUGACAAACAGUGACCCCUAUGCAAAGCCUCCAGAUACACCUAGGCCCAUGAUGACAGAUCAAUUUCCCAAACCUUUUAGCCUUCCUAGAUCCCCUGUGGCUACAGAACAAACUACAAAAGGCCCUUUAGCAGCUGGAACCAGCGAUCACUUUACUAAACCAUCUCCUAGAACAGAUGCUUUUCAAAGGCAACGGCUACCUGACCCAUAUGCACGCCCAUUGUUAACACCUGCCCCACUGGAUAAUGGGCCUUUCAAGACGCCACUGCACCCCCCUCCACCUCAGGAUCUGUAUGGAUCUGUGUCACAGGCAUCAAGACGACUCUCUGUUGACCCUUAUGAAAGGCCUGCCUUGACACCAAGGCCUGUAGAUAAUUUUUCUCAUAGUCAGUCAAAUGAUCCAUAUAGCCAGCCUCCCCUAACUCCACACCCAGCAAUGAGUGAAUCUUUUACUCAUUCUUCAAGGGCUUUUUCUCAGCCUGGAACCGUAUCAAGAUCAGCAUCUCAGGACCCAUAUUCACAACCCCCAGGAACUCCACGCCCUGGUAUUGAUUCUUAUUCCCAAACCUCAGGAACUGCUCGAUCUAAUCCAGAUCCUUAUUCUCAGCCUCCUGGUACUCCCCGGCCUAACACUAUUGAUCCAUAUAGUCAACAGCCACCAACUCCCAGGCCUUCUCCACAGACAGACAUGUUUGUUACACCUGCGGUAAAUCAGAGACACGCUGAUCCUUAUGGUCAUCAUCUUGGGACACCAAGACCUGGGAUUCCUGUUCCCUAUUCUCAGUCACCAGCAACACCAAGGCCAAGGACUUCAGAGGGUUUUACUAGGUCCUCCAGUGCAAGACCAGCUCUCAUGCCAAACCAGGAUCCUUUUUUGCAAGCAGCACAAAACAGAGUACCAGGUUUACCUGGCCCUUUGAUAAGGCCACCCGAUAUGUGCUCCCAGACGCCCAGGCCACCUGGGCCUGGCCUUACAGACACGUUCAGCCGUGCUUCCCCUUCUGCUGCUCGUGAUCCCUACGAUCAGCCUCCGAUGACUCCCAAGCCUCAGUCUGAUUCUUUUGUAGCUAGUCAAGUUGUCCACGAUCUUGUUGACCGUCCAGGUCCUGGGUCAGAGGGAAACUUUAGCACAUCUAACCCUGUAAGCUCCCAAGGACAGCAGUUCUCUAGUGUCUCCCAGCUUCCUGGACCUGUGCCAACUUCAGGAGGAACAGAUACACAGAACACUGUGAAUAUGUCUCACGCUGACACAGAGAAACUGAGACAGCGGCAGAAGCUUCGUGAAAUCAUUCUUCAGCAACAACAGCAGAAGAAGAUCGCUAGUCGCCAGGAGAAGGGGCCUCAGGAUAUACCAGUAGUGCCUCACCCAGUGCCCCGUCCACACUGGCAGCCAGAGAGUGUCAACCAGGCUUUCAGUCGGCCUCCUCCUCCCUAUCCUGGGAGCAUUAGAUCUCCUGUUAUCCCUCCACUAGGACCUAGAUAUACAGUUUUCCCUAAGGAUCAGCGUGGACCCUAUCCUCCUGAGGUGGCUGGUAUGGGGAUAAGACCUCAUGGAUUUAGAUUUGGAUUUCCAGGAGCUAGUCAUGGUCCCAUGUCAAGCCAAGAUCGCUUCCAUGUGCCUCCGCAGCAAAUACAGGGAUCUGGAAUUCUCCCACACAUAAGAAGAUCAGUGUCUAUGGAAAUGCCUAGACCUUCAAAUAACCCACCACUAAAUAAUCCAGUUGGGCUUCCUCAGCAUUUCUCACCACAGGGUCUGCCAGUCCAACAGCACAACAUACUAGGCCAAGCAUUUAUUGAGUUGAGGCAUCGCGCUCCUGAAGGAAGGUCCAGGUUGCCAUUCGUUGCUUCUCCUGGCAGUGUUGUAGAGUCACCUUCUCAUCCCCGACAUGGAAACUUCAUUCCCCGACCUGAUUUUCCAGGCCCCAGACACACAGACCCUGUGAGAAGGCCUCUCCAGUGUGUACCUAAUCAGCUGCCUGUGCAUCCAAAUUUAGAGCAGGUCCCACCAUCUCAGCAAGAGCAAGGUCAUUCAGCCCACCAAUCUUCUAUUGUCAUGAGGCCUCUAAGUCAUCCCUUAGGUGGUGAAUUUUCUGAGGCUCCUUUGUCUACAUCUACUGCAGCUGAAACAACACCUGAUAACUUACAGAUAACCAGCCAGUCUUCUGAUGGUCUGGAGGAAAAGCUAGACUCUGAUGAUCCUUCUGAGAAAGAACUGGAUGUGAAAGACCUUGAGGGAGUUGAGGUCAAAGACUUGGAUGAUGAAGAUCUAGAAAAUUUAAAUUUAGACACAGAGGAUGGCAAGGGCGAUGACCUGGACACUUUAGGUAAUUUGGAAACAAAUGAUCCUAACCUGGAUGACCUCCUAAGGUCAGGGGAAUUUGAUAUCAUUGCAUACACAGAUCCAGAACUUGACUUAGGGGAUAAAAAAAGCAUGUUCAAUGAGGAAUUAGAUCUUAAUGUUCCAAUUGAUGAUAAGCUAGAAAAUCAUUGUGUAGCACCUGAACCAAAAAAAAGGGAUCAAGAAGACAAAACUGUGGUUCUCAAAGAUAAUGAUUUGCCACAGAAAAAACCCACUGGUACCAGUGAGAUAAAAACAGAAGCACUGUCUCCACACCCUAAAGAAGAAACACAAAGUGAAAUGAAGAAAAGUGAGGACAGUAAAGGUGAUGCUGACAUUCUGUGCUCACCGACUUCUGCUCAUACAGACCUGAGUGACAGGGAAAAGACUUCUUUGCUGCCUACAGAUCCAGAUACGCUUGAGAAAAGAAACAAUUGGGAAAAUGCUGGCUCUGGUGUCAGUGCUAUUCAAGGGCCAACUCCUCUGCCUGCUCAGGAUGUGAUGAACUCUUGUGAUAUAACCGGAUCAACUCCAGUCCUUUCAAGUUUACUUGCUAAUGAGAAAUGUGAUAAUUCAGACAUUAGGCCUUUGGGGUCUUCCCCACCAACUCUGCCCAUUUCACCAUCCACCCACGGGUCAAGUUUGCCUCCUCCUUUAAUAGCACCACCUGGCCCUCUGUUGGAUAAUGCCAUGAAUUCUAAUGUAACAGUGGUCCCUAGGGUAAACCAUGUUUUUGCUCAGGGUGUGCCAGUAGUAAAUCCAGGAUUCAUUCAGGGUCAGUCAUCAGUGAACCAUAAUUUAGGGACAGGGAAACCUCCAAAUCAAACUAUGCCUCUCCCAGAUCAGUCCAGCACCAGUGGCAUGUCUGGACCGCAACCGCUAAUGAUUCCUCAAACGUUAGGCCAACAGAACAGAGAGAGGCCCCUCCUUCUAGAGGAACAGCCUUUGCUUCUACAAGAUCUUUUGGAUCAAGAAAGGCAGGAACAGCAGCAGCAAAGACAAAUGCAAGCCAUGAUUCGUCAGCGGUCUGAACCAUUCUUCCCCAACAUUGAUUUUGAUGCAAUUACAGAUCCUAUAAUGAAAGCCAAAAUGGUGGCUCUUAAAGGCAUAAAUAAAGUGAUGGCACAGAACAAUCUGGGCAUGCCACCAAUGGUAAUGAGCAGAUUCCCUUUUAUGGGCCCAUCAGUGGCUGGAACACAAAACAGUGAAGGCCAGAGCCUGGUGCCUCAAGCUGUAGCUCAGGAUGGCAGUAUAACACAUCAGAUUUCUAGGCCUAAUCCUCCAAAUUUUGGUCCAGGCUUUGUCAAUGACUCUCAACGUAAGCAGUAUGAAGAAUGGCUGCAGGAGACCCAGCAGCUUCUUCAGAUGCAACAGAAGUAUCUUGAAGAACAAAUUGGUGCACACAGGAAAUCUAAGAAAGCUCUUUCAGCCAAGCAGCGCACAGCUAAGAAGGCAGGGCGGGAGUUCCCAGAAGAGGACGCAGAGCAACUCAAGCAUGUGACUGAGCAGCAGAGUAUGGUCCAGAAACAGCUCGAGCAGAUUCGUAAACAACAGAAAGAACAUGCUGAGUUGAUUGAAGAUUAUCGGAUCAAACAGCAGCAGCAACAGCAGCAGCAACAGUGUGCCCUGGCCCCUCCCAUCCUCAUGCCAGGGGUUCAGCCCCAGCCACCUCUUGUUCCAGGUGCCACUCCAGCUACCAUGAGCCAACCCAGCUUUCCCAUGGUACCCCAGCAGCUUCAACAUCAGCAGCACACAGCAGUCAUCUCUGGCCACACCAGCCCUGCUAGAAUGCCCAGUUUACCUGGAUGGCAACCUAAUAGUGCUCCUGCUCACCUCCCCCUCAAUCCUCCUAGGAUUCAGCCCCCAAUUUCCCAGUUAUCUAUAAAAACUUGCACACCAGCCCCAGGAGCAGUGUCAAGUGCAAAUCCGCAGAGUGGCCCACCACCUCGUGUAGAAUUUGACGACAACAACCCUUUCAGUGAAAGUUUUCAAGAGCGGGAGCGGAAAGAGCGUUUACGAGAGCAGCAGGAAAGGCAGCGAGUCCAGCUGAUGCAAGAAGUAGACAGACAGAGGGCUCUGCAGCAGAGGAUGGAAAUGGAGCAGCAUGGUCUGAUGGGUGCUGAGCUAGUCAACAGGACACCUGCGUCCCAGAUGCCAUUCUACAGUUCUGACAGACCUUGUGACUUUUUGCAGCCGUCAAGACCCCUUCAGCAGUCUCCACAACAUCAGCAGCAAAUGGGGCCAGUUUUACAACAGCAGAAUGUCCAACAAGCAUCUGUUAAUUCACCCCCAAACCAAACUUUCGUGCAAACCAAUGAGCGACGGCAAGUAGGACCUCCAUCCUCUUUUGUUCCAGAUUCACCAUCUGCUCCUGGUGGGAGCCCAAACUUUCAUUCUGUUAAGCAAGGGCCCGGAAGUCUUUCUGGGUCCAGCUUUCAGCAUUCCCCAUUGAGGCCUCCAUUCCCACCAGUUUUAUCAGGAACACCUCCAGUAGCUACUAGCAAUCUCCCAUGUGGCCAAGAUGCUGCUGCAACCCAGGGCCAAAAUUAUUCAGGGUCAAGCCAGUCUCUCAUUCAGUUGUAUUCUGACAUAAUCCCAGAAGAAAAGGGGAAAAAGAAAAGAACAAGAAAAAAGAAAAAAGAUGAUGAUGCAGAAUCAACCAAAGCACCAUCAACCCCCCACUCAGACUCCACUGCUCCACUCACCCCCGGCAUCUCCGAAACUACCUCCACUCCUACAGUGAGCAUACCCAGUGAGCUUCCUCAGCAAAGAGAAGAGGAGGCAGUGGAGCCAGUUUGCCCUCCCACUGCCAAUAUGGCAACAGGCCAGCCCUGUAUAGAGUCAGAAAACAAACUUCCCAGCAGUGAAUUCAUAAAAAGAACUCCAAAUCAACAAAUACAUGUUAAUUCAGAGGUAGACAAGCCUUCCAUGGAACCCCCCAGCAAAGCUGAAGAGAUAAAGCUAGAAAAGACUGAGACAGAGUCAUGCCCACAUCAGGAGGAAGCCCAUGUAGAAGAGAAAACCGGUAGUAAGAUUGAAGACACCAUGGCUUGUCCUGCUGGAGCCCCUGUUACCAAAGGAGAUACAGGAAAUGAACUACUGAAACACUUGUUAAAAAAUAAAAAGGCCUCUUCGCUUCUAACCCAGAAACCUGAGGGUACUUUCAGUUCAGAUGACAGCUCUGCAAAGGACAGCAAACUGGCUGAAAAGCAGAACCCAGCAGAAGGAUUGCAAACUUUGGGGGCUCAAAUGCAAGGUGGUUUUGGAGGUGGCAACAGCCAGUUGCCAAAAACAGAUGGAGGAAGUGAAACCAAGAAACAGCGAAGCAAACGGACUCAGAGGACGGGGGAGAAAGCAGCACCUCGCUCAAAGAAAAGGAAGAAGGAUGAAGAGGAAAAGCAGGCUGUGUAUUCCAGCUCUGACUCCUCCACCCACUUGAAACAGCAGCUUUCUCUGCUCCCUCUAAUGGAACCGAUCAUUGGAGUGAACUUUGCGCACUUUCUUCCUUAUGGCAGUGGCCAAUUUAAUAGUGGGACUCGACUUCUAGGAACUUUUGGCAGUGCCGCCCUUGAAGGGGUCUCAGACUACUAUUCUCAGUUGAUCUACAAGCAGAAUAAUUUAAGUAAUCCUCCAACACCCCCUGCCUCUCUUCCUCCUACACCACCUCCUAUGGCUUGCCAGAAGAUGGCAAAUGGUUUUGCAACGGCUGAAGAACUUGUUGGAAAAGCUGGCGUGUUGGUGAGCCAUGAAGUUGCCAGAACUUUAGGACCGAAGCCAUUUCAGCUUCCUUUCAGACCUCAGGAUGACUUGCUGGCUCGAGCGAUACAGGAUCACUAUGGUGACCGGGACACUCCUGACAGUUUUGUUCCUUCAUCUUCUCCUGAGAGUGUGGUUGGUGUAGAGGUGAACAGGUACCCAGAUCUGUCAUUGGUGAAAGAAGAGCCUCCAGAACCGGUUCCAUCCCCCAUCAUCCCAAUUCUUCCCAGCAUUUCUGGGAAAAGUUCAGAAUCAAGAAGAAAUGAAAUCAAAACUGAGCCUGGCACUUUAUUUUUUACUUCACCUUUUGGUUCAUCCCCAAAUGGUCCCAGAUCGGGUCUUAUAUCUGUAGCAAUCACCCUGCAUCCUACAGCUGCUGAGAACAUUAGCAGUGUUGUGGCUGCGUUUUCCGACCUUCUUCAUGUGCGAAUUCCUAACAGCUAUGAGGUUAGUAAUGCUCCAGAUGGUCCAUCCAUGGGUUUGGUCAGUAGCCACAGAGUAAACCCAGGUUUGGAGUAUCGACAGCAUUUGCUUCUUCGUGGGCCUCCACCAGGAUCUGCAAAUCCUCCCAGAUUAGCAAGCUCUUACCGGCUGAAGCAGCCUAAUGUACCAUUUCCUCCAACAAGCAAUGGUCUUUCUGGAUUUAAAGAUUCCAGUCAUGGUAUAGCAGAUAAUACAUCACUCCGACCACAGUGGUGUUGUCACUGCAAAGUGGUUAUUCUUGGAAGUGGUGUGCGGAAGUCAUUAAAAGACUUGACCUUUGUGAACAAGAGUCCCAGAGAGAACACCAAACGGAUGGAAAAGGAUAUUGUCUUUUGUAGCAAUAACUGCUUUAUUCUUUAUUCAUCAACUGCACAAGCAAAAAACCCAGAAAAUAAGGAGUCCCUUCCUCCACUGCCACAAUCCCCUAUGAAGGAGCCUUGCAAAGCAUUUCACCAGUACAGCAACAACAUCUCCACUUUGGAUGUCCACUGUCUCCCUCAGUUCCAGGAAAAAGUUUCCCCUCCUCCGUCACCUCCCAUAACCUUCCCUCCAGCCUUUGAAGCAGCCAAAGUCGAGUCCAAGCCUGAAGAGCUCAAGGUGACAGUCAAGUUGAAGCCUCGCCUGAGGACUCUUCAUGGUGGGCUUGAAGACUGUAGACCACUGAGUAAAAAGUGGAGAGGGAUGAAGUGGAAGAAGUGGAGUAUUCAUAUUGUCAUCCCCAAGGGGACCUUUAAGCCACCGUGUGAGGCUGAGAUUGAUGAGGUUCUGAGGAAAUUGGGUACUUCUCUUAAACCUGACCCUGUGCCCAAAGACUAUCGAAAGUGUUGCUUUUGUCACGAAGAAGGUGAUGGGCUAACAGAUGGACCAGCAAGGCUGCUCAACCUUGACUUGGACCUGUGGGUCCACUUGAAUUGUGCUCUGUGGUCCACAGAGGUCUAUGAGACACAGGCUGGUGCCUUAAUAAAUGUUGAGCUAGCGCUGAGGAGAGGGCUACAAAUGAAAUGUGUCUUCUGUCAUAAGACAGGUGCCACCAGUGGAUGUCACAGAUUUCGAUGCACCAACAUUUAUCAUUUUACUUGCGCCAUUAAAGCACAAUGCAUGUUUUUUAAGGACAAAACAAUGCUUUGCCCCAUGCACAAACCAAAGGGAAUGCACGAGCAAGAGUUAAGUUACUUUGCAGUCUUCAGGAGGGUCUACGUCCAACGAGACGAGGUGCGGCAGAUUGCUAGCAUCGUACAACGAGGAGAACGGGACCAUACAUUUCGUGUUGGGAGCCUCAUCUUCCACACCAUUGGUCAGCUGCUUCCACAACAGAUGCAGGCAUUCCACUCUCCUAAAGCACUCUUCCCAGUAGGCUAUGAAGCUAGCCGGUUAUAUUGGAGCACGCGCUAUGCCAACCGGCGCUGCCGCUACCUUUGCUCCAUUGAGGAGAAAGAUGGGCGGCCGGUGUUUGUCAUCAGGAUUGUAGAGCAAGGCCACGAGGACCUGGUCUUAAGUGAUUCAUCACCUAAAGAUGUUUGGGAUAAAAUUUUGGAGCCUGUGGCAUGUGUGAGGAAGAACUCUGAGAUGCUGCAGCUCUUCCCUGCAUAUCUGAGAGGAGAGGAUUUGUUCGGCUUGACUGUCUCUGCAGUGGCACGGAUAGCAGAGUCACUACCUGGGGUUGAAGCGUGUGAAAACUACACCUUCCGAUAUGGCCGAAAUCCUCUCAUGGAGCUACCCCUUGCUGUUAACCCCACAGGUUGUGCUCGUUCUGAACCUAAAAUGAGCGCCCAUGUCAAGAGGUUUGUGUUAAGGCCUCACACCUUGAAUAGCACCAGCACCUCAAAGUCAUUUCAGAGCACAGUCACUGGAGAGCUGAACGCACCCUACAGUAAGCAGUUCGUCCACUCCAAGUCAUCACAGUACCGGAGAAUGAAGACCGAAUGGAAAUCUAAUGUGUAUCUGGCCCGGUCUCGGAUCCAGGGACUGGGCCUGUAUGCUGCUAGAGACAUUGAAAAACACACCAUGGUCAUUGAGUACAUCGGAACGAUUAUUCGAAAUGAAGUUGCAAACAGAAAAGAGAAGCUUUAUGAGUCCCAGAACCGAGGCGUGUACAUGUUCCGCAUGGACAAUGACCACGUGAUUGACGCCACACUCACAGGAGGGCCUGCAAGGUAUAUUAACCAUUCUUGUGCCCCUAACUGUGUGGCUGAAGUAGUGACCUUUGAGAGAGGACACAAGAUUAUCAUUAGCUCCAACAGGAGAAUCCAGAAAGGAGAAGAGCUCUGCUAUGAUUAUAAGUUUGACUUUGAAGAUGACCAGCACAAGAUUCCAUGUCACUGUGGAGCGGUGAAUUGUCGGAAGUGGAUGAACUGAAUGCAUUCCUUGCUAUCUCGGCGGGCGGCUCGUUCCUAGGAAGAGGCGACUCAACACUUCAUUGGAUUUUACAAGACAGAAAGAUAUUUUUGUUUUCUGACUUUUUGAAAAACAGCUUCUGGAAGCUCUGGUUCCUCGGCCUUUGUCUGAAGGAAGCACAGCACAGAGAGAGCCAACUGAGGCUGCCUUGCUGUGCACUGAGGUCAACAGAGUCACAGAAUGGUCCAGCACUUUUUUUUUCUUUUUCUUUUUCUUUUCUUUCCCUCCUUUUGUUUCCUUGUGGGUGGGUUUUGUUUUGUUUUUGUUUUGUUAGUCUCAUUAAGGAGAAACUUUUCUGGGGCAAAGAGCCGGCGGCUGCCCUGCCCCAGGGUGGGGGCCUUCCUAUGAAUGUAAGACUGAAAUCACCAGCGAAGGGGGCUGUCCAGAGUGCUGGCCACGCCUUACUGACAGGGGCAGGCCCUGAGUUUAACUAAGUGGACACCACUGAUCAAGGAAUGUACUGAGAUGACUUCCUUAGGGAUAGAGCUAAGGGAUAAUAACUUGCACUAAAUACAUUUGAAUACUUGAUUCCAUGAGUCAGUUUAUUGUAGUUUUUGAUUUCUGUAAAAUAAGAGAAACUUUUUGUAUUUAUUAUUGAAUAAGUGAAUGAAGCUAUUUUUAAAUAAAAGUUAGAAGAAAGCCAAGCUGCUGCUGUUACCUGCAGAACUAACAAACCCUGUUACUUUGUACAAAUAUGUAAAUAUUUUGAGAAAAACAGUAUAAAAAUAGUUAUUGACCAAAUGCUACCAGGCGCUGCAGCAGCUCGGGUGCUUAUAACCGUUGUAGGGAUGUUACAAUAUAAUUUUGUUAUUAAAUAUGCCAUUAUAAUUAUGUAAUAACCAAAAUUCUGCCCUGGUGUGUCUGGGCUUUUUGGAAACUGUCUAUUAGUGCUUGUUUUCUACACCUGACUUCUGACAGAGCAGCGCUGUGCUACGACUACAACUUUUAUAGCUGUUGGUGAUUUAAACUAAUGUUUCAUGUUAUAUUGUUGCAUCCCUACUUCUUCAGUCAGGUUUUUUUUGAGCUUACAAUUUGUGAUAACUGUGAAUAACGGCUUAAACACACACCCAAAUGGAGGCUGAAUUUUUUUCUUCAGCAAAAGUAGUUUUGAUUAGAACUUUGUUUCCAACCACACAGAAUUAUGUAAACAUAAUAGAGUCAUGUAGCAGGGACCUAACCCAACUCCUUAGCCUUCUAUUUAACAUAAAAAUUUGAAAAAGGAAAAAAAAAAAAAGCGAGAGAGUGAGAGAUGUGAUUAUACUCCCAGCUGCAGGACUCCGGCAAUAGGGUUUUUCGAAGAUGUAAUUUUAAAAUGUGUUUGUAUGACUGUUUACAUUUCUUUAAUAAAAAAAAAAAAACCACACUGUUUUGUGUUUGCUUGUAGAAACUUAAUCAGCAUUUGAACCAGGUUAGCUUUUUAUUUUGUACUUAAAAUUCUGGUACUGACACUUCACAGGCUAAGUAUAAAAAUGAAGUUUUGUGUGCACAAUUGGAGUGGGCUGUGAGCUGUGGUACACUCAGUGACACAGCCCUCAGCUUGUAAUGUAUAUGGCAUGAUGUAUUUUUAUCUUACAGAAUAAAUCAAUUGUAUAUAUUUUUCUCUUGAUAAAUAGCUGUAUGAAAUUUGUUUCUUGAAUAUUUUUCUUCUCUUGUACAAUAUUCUGACAUCCUACCAGUAUUUGUCCUACCGGGUUUUCGUUGUUUUCUGUUCUGUAUAAUAGUAUCUAAUGUUGGCAAAAUUGAAUUUUUUGAAGUAUACAGAGUGUUAUGGGUUUUGGAAUUUGUGGACACAGAUUUAGAAGAUCACCAUUUACAAAUAAAAUAUUUUACAUCUA
Molecule: messenger RNA, 16613 nt
Organism: Cricetulus griseus (Chinese hamster)
Lineage: Eukaryota; Metazoa; Chordata; Mammalia; Rodentia; Cricetidae
Source: RefSeq, a predicted model, not a curated record